AUGAAUACUUCAUCUCUUCUUGCACUUGUCAUAAUCCAUCUGUUCGUUCAAAACGGUUCAUGCGCAUACUUUCCGCCAAUCGAUGCAACGUGGCAAAAACAAGCAGAGACAGUAGUUGGAUCAGACAAGAUUGGUUCUCCCCAAGGAAUAUUUAUCGAUCGUGACAAUACAUUAUACAUUGCCGAUGUUUAUAAUUAUCGAAUAGUCAAACUGGAAUAUGGAUCAACAAAUGUAUCAGUAGUGUUAGAUGGACUUGAUUAUCCAACAGAUUUAGUUAUUGAUAAGAAAGGUACAAUGUUCGUAGCAGAAAAAGAAAGUCUUACUCGCUGGCCCAAAGGUUUUCAUAAUCGUACCAUUCUCGCUCGAGCUGAAUGGCUACUGAGUGUUGCAAUAGAUCCAAGACAAGAGCAUCUAUAUAUAACAGACUACUUUUCUAAUUAUGUAAAGAAAUAUAUUGCAAAUGGAGAAGCAGAGCAAAAUGGAACAGUAGUAGUUCCUAACGCAAUUAGUCCUUGGAGUGUUGCAAUAAAUGGAAUCGAUACAGUUUUUGCAGCAUCGUAUUAUGGUAGCGUUCGUGAAUGGAAAAGAAAUGAAUCAGGUGAAGGAAAAGUUGUAAUUGAUCAACUAGGCGAACCUCGCGGCAUUUCACUUGAUUGUUUUGGAACUCUUUACAUUGCAAACUGUGGUGGUAAUAGUGUUGUACGUGUACUGGCAGGAAGCAAAACUGCCACUGUCAUAGCUGCAGGCAAUGGUAUUGGAGAUGCACCAGACCAAUUGUAUAAUCCUGCUGAUGCAGCUUUCGACAGCUACGGUAAUUUGUAUGUGUCUGAUUAUGGAAAUGGACGAGUACAAAGAUUUAGAAUCAAUCAAAAAACACUCUCCCAAUAA
This is a messenger RNA of Adineta ricciae, 888 nucleotides long. NCBI's taxonomy places the organism in Eukaryota, Metazoa, Rotifera, Eurotatoria, Adinetida, Adinetidae. The record is from the annotation of a GenBank genome assembly.